This is a messenger RNA of Mirounga angustirostris (Northern elephant seal), 3790 nucleotides long. RefSeq names its product tandem C2 domains, nuclear (gene TC2N). The record is from RefSeq and is a predicted model, not a curated record. Bases 242 to 1711 code for a protein of 489 amino acids. Lineage: Eukaryota; Metazoa; Chordata; Mammalia; Carnivora; Phocidae. Gene Ontology annotation, cellular component: nucleus. The transcript is spliced from 12 exons.
CGCGCGAGGUGACCGGGGCCCGGCUCCCGCGGGAGGCCACGGCGGAGUGGCCGCUGCGGGGCCGGAGGUACGCGGCGCCGGCUCAGCGCGGCGUGGAGCGGGGGCGCCCGGGGAGCCGCUCGUGGAGACCCCGCGCACGGCGGCCGGGCGGCAGGUCUCUGGCGGCGAGGGGGCCGCGGGCUCAGAUUAAUAUUAAAAUUGGAAGUUUGGAUCAAUUGCUGAAUAUUGGAAAUUGGAUGUAAUGGCAGCAGAAUUUAUAAAGAGUUGCUGUAGAGGAUGUUUCUAUGGUGGAACAGAAGAGCACAAUUGUUCCAGGGAGAGAGACAUUAAAGCAGUCUCCGAGAGUCAGAAUACACCUGUCUGUGUCCCUCCUUUGACUGCUGUUUCGGUAAAGCCUCAGGUUGGCUGUACUGAGGAUUACUUACUUUCCAAAUUACCAUCUGAUGGCAAAGAAGUACCAUUUGUGGUGCCCAAGUUUAAGCUAUCAUAUGUUCAGCCCAGGGUACAAGGAACUCCUUCACAUCUGGAGGGACUUGAAGGAUCUGCCAGAGCAUCUUUUGGAGAUCGAAAGGUAGAACUUUCCAGUUCAUCCCAGCACGGACCCAGCUGUGAUAUAUACAACCCAUGCUUUAGUUAUCAGCACAUUUCACCCGAUUUGAGCCGGCGCCUUCCUCCUCGUUCAGAAGCAGUGAGACUGUAUGGAUCAGUUUGUGAUUUAAGGACCAGCAAACUUCCCAGUUCCCCUGGACUAAGCAAGUCUAUGUUUGAUCUUACAAGUUCAUCUCAGUGGUUCAUGCAGAGACAUGAUUCAUGGUCCAGCAUGCCUAGUACUUCUUCUUCAAGGAAAAAUUCCCAGGGCAGUAACAGAAGCCUGGAUACAAUUACUCUGUCAGGAGAUGAAAGAGAUUUUGGGAGAUUGAAUGUGAAAGUGGUUUAUAAUUCUUCAGUAGAGCAGAUCUGGAUCACAGUUUUGCAGUGCAGAGAUUUAAGUUGGCCUUCUAGUUGUGGAGACACUCCUACUAUUUCAAUAAAAGGAACACUAACAUUGCCCAAACCCGUGCAUUUCAAAUCUUCAGCAAAGGAGGGCUCUAAUACUAUUGAAUUUAUGGAAACUUUUGUAUUUGCUAUUAAACUCCAAAGCCUACAAACUGUAAGGCUUGUAUUUAAGAUUCAAACCCAGACUCCCAGGAAGAAAACCAUCGGAGAAUGCUCACUAUCACUAAGAACUCUCAGCACACAGGAAAUGGAUUACUCUUUGGAUAUAAUGCCACCUUCAAAAAUUUCUGUUUGCCAUGCAGAACUUCAACUGGGGACUUGUUUUCAAGCCGUAAAUAGCAGAAUUCAGUUACAAAUUCUCGAGGCACAGUACCUCCCAAGCUCUUCAACACCUCUCACUUUGAGUUUUUUUGUGAAGGUGGGAAUGUUUAGUUCAGGAGAGUUGAUUUAUAAGAAGAAGACACGCUUACUGAAGGCCUCCAGUGGAAGAGUAAAGUGGGGAGAAACUAUGAUUUUUCCACUUAUACAAAAUGAAAAAGAAAUCCUUUUUCUCAUCAAGCUUUAUAGCCGGAGCUCUGUAAGAAGAAGACACUUUGUGGGGCAGAUUUGGAUAAGCGAAGAUAGUAAUCACACCGAAGCAGCGAGUCAGUGGAAAGAGACAGUUACAAAUCCAGAAAAGGUUGUUAUCAAGUGGCACAAAUUAAACCCAUCUUGAAGACAUCACACGUUAAUUUGGUGAAGAACUUGACAUUCUUUUAGAAGACUUACGAUUUCAAUUUGCUACCAAGGAGGAGAGACAAAUCAAUACAUUUGUCAAUGUAUUUAUGGAGGUCAUAAUUACAAUUGAUAAUGGAUCUUAUGGAAAAUUAAAUUUGAUUAAAAAAUGGGAUGAAUUAUAUCGAAUAUCCAAAGGGAAUGUUUUAAAACUUGCCAAAAUAGACAGUAAAAUAAAGAGUAGUAUGCUGGGGCAACUAAAUAAGUUACACAAUCAAUGAGAAUUUCAACCAUAGGUCGUUAUUGCUAUAUUGUGUUUAUGGGUUUUUUUUAAAGCUUUACCUGGAUAUUAAAAAUCUAGUAUAUCAAAUCUCUGUUAGUACUGUUAGAAUGUAGAAGACUUUACUACUGAUUAUUUCAGUGCUAGUCAUUAUUGAUUAGAUCUUGACUCCAGUGUUUACCUCUUGCUAUAUAUUUUCUCGCAGAAAGGAAAAAUGAAUUAAACCGCUUCAACUCUUCUGGAUUUGGGGAAAACUUGUGCCCUGUUUUUCUCAUUUCUUACCCAUAAGGCGUCAUAUUGCCACUUUGUAAAUUAUUUAUCUCCAAGAAACUUCAAAUCUAAAACACUGUAUUUUGGCAAGAAUAAAUGAAAACACCAGAAGGUUGAAGUUAAAUUGGAAACCUAGUGUAUACACAUUUUGUUUUCCUCUCUCAAGUAUUUUACCCUUUGUUUUAAUUGGAGUUGGAGUAAGAUUAUCAUCCAUAUGGUCCAUCCUAAUUAGCAGAAUUAAAUGAGCUUAAUUAGCAAGUUCAAUAUUUUAUGAUAAUCAUUUCCUUCUUUUUAGUUUUUUAAAAUAUAAACUAUUUGUUCUAUAAUCCAUGACAUUAUUUUCCCAUGAUUUUAAAGAAACCACAUUGUAGUAAAUUCUUUCUUUCUUUCUUUUUUUUUUUUUUGUGGGGAGGGGCAGAGGGAGAGUCCUGGAGAGAGAGAAUCUUAAGCGGGCUCCAUGCCCAGUGCAGAACCCAAUGUGGGGCUCGAUCUCACGACCCUGAGAUCAUGACCUGAGCUGAAAUCAAGAGUUGGAUGCUUAACCAACAGAGCCACCCAGAUGCCCCGCAAAUAUUUUCUAUUGCAGUUUCUCUCAGGUACUCGUUAGAAGUCAGUAUGUGGGCAUAAUGUCAGGUUAGUUGGCUGAAUUAUUCAAGCUAUGGCCAAAAAGAACAGCUGUUUGGAGAAACAAAGAAUUCCAUCUUUGAUCUUGGAAAGUCUGACUUUAGUUUUGCUAAUGAGUGGACCAAGUGCUCUGUGAUUAUGGUCUUCCAUUUUUCUUUCUCUCUUACCUUGUUCUACAGAUGCCAAGAGAUAGAUGGUGAUAUUUUAGGCCAGAAGAUACUUUGGUAUAGCUUCAGCAUAUCCUCUUCAUUCUAGUUCUUAUGGUCUGCAUAUCUCAUUAAGAUUUUCUCAAAUAAACAAUUCCUCUUUUCCUAGGUACCAUGUGCGCAAGGUACAAAAUAUACGUAGUUUACGUGUCCUUUGCUUCCACUCCCUAGGGUUUAUGUUAUACAGUUGGCAGGGACUCUCUAACACUGCAUUUGGAAAUAAUUUUUUUCCUUAGAUUUGUGAAAAAUGGCAUAUUGGUCAGUACUCACAUGAACUUUCACGAGAAAUCACCUUGUAUGGUAGUGUUUUAAAUCUUUGAGACAAAUGACUUUAUUUUUUAGAGCAAUUUUAGGUUCACAGCAAAAUUGAGAGGAAGGAAGUACAAAGAGUUCCCAGAUACCCCUUACCCCCACAUACACACAGCCUCCCCCAUCAUCAGCAUCUCCCACCAGCGUGAUAACAUUUGUUAAAAUCAAUGAACAUACAUUGACACAGCAUUAUCACCCGAAGUCUGUAGAUUACAUUAAGGUUCAUUCCUGGUAUUGUCCAUUCUGUGAGUUUUAACAAGUGCAUAAUGUCAUAUAUCCACCACUCUAGUAUCAUACAGAGUAGUUUCACUGCCUUAAAAAUCCUCUGGAAAUGCACCUAUUUUAAUAGCCACCAAAUAAGUGUAUUGGCUUUUAGAUAAUAAAUAACAGA